Molecule: messenger RNA, 1403 nt
Organism: Thamnophis elegans (Western terrestrial garter snake)
Lineage: Eukaryota; Metazoa; Chordata; Lepidosauria; Squamata; Natricidae
Gene: CTSK
Product: cathepsin K
Biological process (GO): immune response
Cellular component (GO): lysosome
Molecular function (GO): cysteine-type endopeptidase activity
Source: RefSeq, a predicted model, not a curated record
GGAGAUCCUCUCUUGCACCAGAGCUGGCCUUUGACUCUCAUUUCUGCUGAGGAAGCAAGUGAUUUCUGGGACAGAAUGCGGCCACUCGUCCUUCUGUUAGCCACACUGCUGCCUGUGGCAAACGUGGUAGCCAUGGAGUCUUCUCUGGACACAAUGCUGGAUUCUCAGUGGGAGCUUUGGAAGAAAAUUCACCGGAAAGAUUAUAAUGGCAAGAUGGAAGAAGUUCCCCGAAGGGUCAUCUGGGAGAAGAACCUGAAAUACAUCAACACCCAUAAUUUGGAAUUCUCCCUGGGAAGACACACCUUUGAGCUGGCCAUGACACUGGGGGACAUGACCAGCGAGGAAGUCGUUCAGAAGAUGAUGGGGCUUAAAGUCCCUCCGUCCCGUACCCAAAAUAACGAGACUCUUUACAUUCCUGACUGGGAGAAAAUCCCAGAUUCUGUUGAUUACCGGAAAAAGGGCUACGUAACCCCAGUCAAAAACCAGGGCCAGUGUGGGUCCUGCUGGGCAUUCAGCUCGGUGGGCGCUCUGGAGGGGCAGCUGAAGAAGAAGACGGGCAAAGUGCUUAAUCUGAGCCCCCAAAAUCUCGUGGACUGCGUCACCAGCAACAGCGGCUGCGGUGGGGGCUACAUGACCAACGCCUUUGAGUAUGUGAAGGAGAACCGGGGAAUCGAUUCGGAUGUCUCUUAUCCCUACAUCGGCCAGGAUGAAAAUUGCAUGUAUAAUCCCACCGGUAAGGCUGCCAAGUGCCGCGGUUUCAGAGAGAUCCCGGAAGGCAACGAGCGGGCUCUGAAAAGGGCCGUAGCCCGGAUCGGCCCAGUUGCGGUGGGCAUCGAUGCCAGCUUGUCUUCCUUCCAGUUCUACAGCCGAGGGGUGUAUUACGAUGAAAACUGCAAUGCCGGUAACAUCAAUCACGCUGUCCUGGCGGUGGGUUAUGGGACUCAAAAGGGCACCAAGCACUGGAUUGUGAAAAACAGUUGGGGGGAAGACUGGGGUGACAAAGGCUACAUCUUCAUGGCCAGGAAUAUGGACAACGCCUGUGGAAUUGCCAACUUAGCCAGCUUCCCAAAGAUGUGAGCAACGGUGGCCAAAUCCUGGUGGCAGAUCCUGGUCCUUCCUUGGCCGACGGCUGGAUUCCAGAGCCGAUGAGAGGGACACUGAUACAUAAGGGGACCCAUUUGGCUUCAUAAGCAGUGCUGAGAGUGCAUUAAAAAAUUUAACCUUCCGGGUUUUUUUUAAAAAAAAAAAUUGUUGCUGCAUUUUUUUUUUUCCUUUGCAAAGAGCUGGAGAGCUGUCUUCCUCGGAGGCAUAACUUUUCAAAUAGAAAAACCCAAAUGGAAAAACCUUGGUCUGGAAGUGUUUUCUUGGCUUCUGAAGUAAGAACUGCUUAAAAAAAAAAAAAA